Messenger RNA from Poecilia latipinna (sailfin molly), 3736 nucleotides. RefSeq names its product leucine-rich repeats and calponin homology (CH) domain containing 2 (gene lrch2). Gene Ontology annotation, molecular function: protein binding. The record is from RefSeq and is a predicted model, not a curated record. Lineage: Eukaryota; Metazoa; Chordata; Actinopteri; Cyprinodontiformes; Poeciliidae. The coding region runs from base 254 to 2503 and encodes 749 amino acids. The transcript has 21 exons. Gene Ontology annotation, cellular component: cytoplasm.
GGCAAAAAGGGGGUUAAAGCCUAAAAUGGCUACCACACCCCCCUCCUCUUCCGCAUCAUCCUCCUCCUUCUCCUCUUCAUCCUCAUCAUCACCAGCAGCAACAGCAGCAGCAUCAUCAUCACCUCCGAAGCCCAUCCCCUAGCGUCGGUCCGGGGAACGCACCCUGCAUGCGCAGGGGCGGAGAAACUGCCGCUGUGCGCUCGUAUUAUUCUACGAGUAAUUUCUCCUUUUUUUUUUUUUUGUUUUUACGAAAAUGGCGUCUGGUCAGGGAGGUGUAGGAGCUGUCACUGCUCUACAAAACCAUGACUGCCCCAGCGGACCCCACUGGAGCCCGGGUGUCAACCAGUACCACCACCAACAGCAGCACCACCAGCAGCAGCAGCAGCACCACACUGCCCGCAGCCUGGACCGGGCUCUGGAAGAUGCCGUGAGCUCAGGGAUCCUGAACCUGAGCGGCAGGAAGCUGAGGGAGUACCCGGGGAUCAACUACGAUCUCACCGAUACGACACAAGCAGAUCUAUCCAAGAAUCAUCUGGCAGAGAUCCCCCCAGAGGUCUGUCUCUUUGCCCCACUUGAAUCACUCAACCUCUACCACAACUGCAUCAAAUCCAUCCCUGAAGCCAUUAUCAAUCUGCAGAUGCUGACUUAUCUUGACAUCAGCCGAAAUCUCCUGUCGGUUCUACCAAAAUACCUGUUCAAUCUCCCCCUCAAAGUCCUGCUUGUGAGCAACAACAAGCUGGUAUCCAUCCCUGAAGAGAUUGGCAAGGCCAAAGAGUUGAUGGAGCUGGACGUGAGCUGCAACGAGAUCCAGGUCCUGCCAGCACAGGUGGGGAGGCUCCAAGCCUUACGUGAACUCAACAUCAGGAAGAACUGUCUUCACAUGCUGCCCGAGGAGCUGGCAGAUCUUCCUCUCAUCCGACUUGACUUCUCCUGCAAUAAGAUCACAGAGAUUCCUCCAGCUUUCAGGAAACUCAGGCAGCUGGAGUACAUCAUCCUGGACAACAAUCCUAUGCAGUCUCCUCCUGCACAGAUUUGCCUUAAGGGCAAAGUGCACAUCUUCAAGUACUUGAACAUCCAGGCUUGUAGGACGGACAAGAAGCCAGACACCCUGGACCUCCCGACGCUCAGCAAACGAUGUCUUCCACAGCCCCUCACUGACAGCAUGGAAGAUUUUUAUCCCAGUAAGAAUCAUGGGCCUGACUCUGGAAUUGGUAGUGACAAUGGUGACAAGAGGCUGUCUACUACAGAGCCCUCAGACGACGACACCGUCAGCCUCCACUCACAGGUCUCAGAGACGGCCCGCGCCGACGCUCUGUCCCUGCUCUCCAAAAUGGACUCCUGCAAAGAUCAGGAUCUGUAUGACUUUAUAGAGCCCAACCCCGACGAGGAUCCUGCUCUGUUAGAGAAUGACGGGCAGCAAAGCAGCCAUGUGUCUUGUAUAAAGGAGCUGGAGAAAGUUUUAAACAUGUCCCAACAAUGUAAAGAUAAAGACAGCUGGAAGGAGGAGUCCGGUUCUGAUAAGGACCAGCUUGCUGAGGAAGAGGAUGAUGAGCUGAAAGAAGUGCUGGAUCUGAGGAAGAUCGCUGUGCAGCUUCUGCAGCAGGAACAGCAGAACAGACGACGGUCCUUAAUUUGCAGAGCAGAGAGUUUGAUCCACCGGCGGAGGGUGACUGGCAGGGCACACAGGUUUCUGAGUCACUCAGGGAGCUCCAGCAGCAAACCGAGGCCCCCACCUCAGGCUGCUCGAAGCGCCUCUCUGGAUGAAGGAAGUAGCGGCGCUUCAGUGCUGAGUGGGCAGCCUUCCUCCUCCUGCUCCUUUGAUGGGAGCUUGAAAUCAGAACAGUCAGACUGCGAUCCAAAGUGGCCCGAAGUUCCUCCCGUCCUCAACCAGAACGAAGACCGCAGGCGGAACAAGUACCUGAGGAAGGACUACCUGAAGUACAAGUGUCAGAGCGCUCGUAAAAAUUCCAGCGGUAAUGAAGACUGUGAGGAGGGUUUGCGCAACGCUGAUUUCAGCACCACGUUGACAGUGUUUGGACUCAAACCAAGAUCAGCCUUCACUCGUGGAACCCGUCAGGACAUCAGCUCGACAGAUCCCAGCUUCACCAUGAGGAGGAAGAUGGAGCAUUUGAGAGAGGAAAUGGAGCAGAUUGGCCUUCUACGGCAGAACAUUGAGUCCCGACUGAAGGUCCUCCUCCCAGAUGAUGUUGGUGCGGCGCUGAUGGAUGGAGUGGUCCUCUGCCAUCUAGCCAAUCACAUUUGUCCCCGAUCUGUUGCCAGCAUUCACGUGCCGUCACCUGCAGUACCAAAGCUAAGCAUGGCAAAAUGCCGCAGGAAUGUUGAAAACUUCCUGGAAGCGUGCAAGAAGCUUGGAGUUUCACAGGACAAACUAUGUCUGCCGCAUCACAUCUUAGAGGAGCGAGGUCUGGUAAAGGUCGGCGUGACCGUCCAGGCUCUGCUGGACCUGCCCACGCCUAAGUCCACUCACUUGUCCUCUGUUUGACCCUGGAGAGUAAAUGCUGCUCAUAUCCUGCAGUGAUCAGCCCACAUCCACACUCCCAGGGACUUAGGACCCCUGUAUUUGGGGCGAGGACUCAGUGGCUUGUGGCUUUGUAAUGGUCUGCUUCUGCCUGACUGAGAAAGGAGACGGGAUUACGCAAAAUUUCUCCUUAAAUGAAGUCGGUCGGCAACCGGCUCCAGUCCAACGCAUUAUCACAUGUUCCUUGUUCCCCGUUUCUGGGCUGAGAGUGGAUUUGUAACGUGACGGCGAGAUUCCUCAGCUGCACUGCUAACCUGGAUGCAAAGACGGAUGUGACAAUGGGUUAAUCAGAAGACCUUUACCUCCCUCUCAGCUGUUACCACGAACUCUGCAAGUGCCACUUCAGAUUGGACAUCCACGCUGUUAUAGCACGGCGUGGCAAAGAAAUAAGACAUAACUCACUGUUUCACUUGAGACAUUUUUAUUUUUUUUAUUUUUUAACGAAAUGUUUCAUUGGUUUCCUUAGUUAUUUAUUGUAUUUUUGCCAUGUUCUUAUGUCUUAAACCCUGAGUCAGGGAAAUAGCUGCCAUGAAUUUUGGACUCUACUUUUUCUUUCUGAGUUCAAGCUCAAGUUCCAGUAGGAUUUGGUGCUGUUCUGUAGAAAACCAACAACAAAUGCUGAAGUUCUGAUUCAUUUCAGCGUCUUUAAAUGGCUGCAAAAGCCAUAAAUUAUUUUGUACUGGAGCUACAGUGCUUAGUGUAUCCAUACACCUUUUUCCACAAUUUGUCCUCAACAAACCUCUUUAUAUUUUAUUGGGUAUUUAUGAGAUGGACCAAAAUGCACCAAAGUAAGGCAUAAUUUUGAGUUGGACAGAAACUAAUAGAUAGUUUUUAAAAUGUUUGACAAGAAAAAAAAUCUCAUUUUGAUGUUGCAAUGAUAUUUUUUGCUGUAUUUCAAUUGAUCCUUACCAGCUUUUUGCUCAGGGUUUUGUGCAGACGUAACUUUAAAACUUUGGAUAUUUUUUAGAACCUGACUGCUUUAAAGCCUCUCCACCUCUCCGCUGACCUGUCUGCUGUGCUCCUGGUUCUCCAUGAUGCUGCUCCAUCUCUAAUGGUCUCCAACAAACCCAUGAGGUUUUCACAGAGCAGCUAAAUUUAUACUGAAAUUAAAUUAAACCCAUACGGACUCUGUCCACUGGAUUUUGCUUAGGACUAUCGUGAUUAAAUACAGCAUGAAGUCUGAAGUUUUCUUUUUAC